GGGUACCACUCGCAUCCUUCGCACUCCAGCGCCAGGAGCUGCUCAGGCUGAGCCUCUCAACGCUCUGAGUUGCGAGUGGGCUUUUCUGCUAUGCGCUGGCUUUUUCCUCGGUGUCUGUGACAGCUUACCCACCACCACCCCAGACAUGACUGCCAGGGAGCCUUCAAAGGAGCUGGGAACUCUUGAGACCGAUGUGCGCAUCCGGACUUUCAAGGAGCAAAUGCACUUGGAGCUGGAGCUGCCCAGGCUGUCCGGAAACAGACCGACUUCUCCCAAGAUUUCCCCUCGCAGCUCGCCCAGAAACUCCCCAUGCUUCUUCAGAAAGUUGCUGGUGAAUAAGAGCAUCCGGCAGCGACGACGAUUUACCGUGGCACAUACGUGUUUUGAUGUGGAAAAUGGCCCGUCCCCUGGUCGAAGCCCCCUGGAUCCACAGGCCAGCUCCUCCUCGGGGCUGGUGUUACAUACCACCUUCCCAGGGCACAGCCAGCGUCGAGAAUCAUUCCUCUACAGGUCAGACAGUGACUAUGACCUCUCACCAAAGGCCAUGUCUAGGAAUUCUUCCCUUCCAAGCGAACAACAUGGUGACGACCUGAUCGUAACACCUUUCGCACAGGUCCUCGCCAGCCUGCGAAGCGUGAGAAAUAACUUCACCCUCCUGACUAAUCUUCACGGAGCAGCCAACAAGAGGUCUCCAGCUGCUACCCAGCCUCCUGUCUCCAGAGUUAAUCUCCAAGACGAGUCCUACCAAAAGUUAGCCAUGGAGACUCUGGAGGAGCUGGACUGGUGUUUGGACCAGCUGGAGACCAUCCAGACGUACCGCUCGGUCAGCGAGAUGGCCUCCAACAAGUUCAAGAGAAUGUUGAAUCGGGAGCUGACACACCUCUCGGAGAUGAGCCGGUCAGGGAACCAGGUGUCUGAAUAUAUUUCAAACACUUUCUUAGACAAGCAGAAUGAGGUGGAGAUUCCAUCUCCUACCCAGAAAGAUAGGGAGAAGAAGAAAAAAGAGCAGCAAGUCAUGACCCAGAUAAGUGGAGUCAAAAAGCUGAUGCACAGCUCUAGUCUGAAUAACACCAGCAUCUCUCGCUUUGGGGUCAAGACGGAGAAGGAAGAUCACCUGGCAAAAGAGCUGGAAGACCUGAACAAAUGGGGUCUCAACAUCUUCAAGGUAGCUGGAUAUUCCCACAACAGGCCCUUGACGUGUAUCAUGUAUGCCAUAUUCCAGGAAAGAGACCUUCUAAAAACGUUCAAGAUCUCUUCCGACACCUUUGUAACCUACAUGAUGACUUUGGAAGACCAUUAUCAUUCUGAUGUGGCAUAUCAUAACAGCCUCCAUGCUGCUGAUGUUGCCCAGUCAACCCACGUUCUCCUCUCAACCCCAGCCCUAGAUGCUGUCUUCACAGAUUUGGAAAUCCUGGCUGCCAUCUUUGCUGCUGCGAUUCAUGAUGUUGAUCACCCUGGGGUCUCCAAUCAGUUCCUCAUCAACACAAAUUCUGAGCUCGCUCUCAUGUAUAACGAUGAGUCUGUUUUGGAAAACCACCACUUGGCCGUUGGAUUCAAAUUGCUUCAGGAAGAACACUGUGACAUUUUCCAGAACCUGACCAAGAAACAGCGUCAGACCCUCAGGAAGAUGGUGAUCGACAUGGUUUUGGCGACGGAUAUGUCCAAGCACAUGGGCCUGUUGGCAGACCUGAAAACAAUGGUGGAGACUAAAAAAGUAACCAGCUCCGGGGUCCUGCUUCUGGACAACUACACAGAUAGGAUACAGGUCCUUCGCAACAUGGUACAUUGUGCUGACCUGAGCAACCCCACCAAGUCUUUGGAAUUGUACCGGCAAUGGACAGACCGUAUCAUGGAGGAAUUCUUCCAACAGGGGGACAAGGAGAGAGAAAGGGGCAUGGAGAUCAGCCCUAUGUGUGACAAACAUACUGCCUCAGUGGAGAAAUCACAGGUUGGCUUCAUCGACUACAUCGUCCAUCCCCUCUGGGAGACCUGGGCGGACCUGGUGCAGCCCGAUGCCCAGGACAUCCUGGACACGUUAGAGGACAACCGGAACUGGUACCAGAGCAUGAUCCCGCAGAGCCCCUCCCCCCCGCUGGAGGAGCAGAGCAGAGACUGCCAGGGGCUGAUGGAGAAAUUCCAGUUUGAACUGACCUUGGAGGAGGAGGAUUCCGAGGGGCCGGAGAAGGAAGGCGAGAACCUCGGCUAUUUCGGAAGCACAAAGACAUUGUGUGUGAUUGACCCCGAGCACCGAGAUUCUCCGGGGGAGGCCGACGGAGAGACUGAGAUGGGAGACACGUCCCCCGUCGACACAUAAUGCGCCUCUCGCUAGGUCGAGGUGAACGUUCGUCCUUAAUGAGCAUGCCCGCUGUCCGGUAGGGCCAGCCUGCAAUGCGGGUCUGAGGCCUGCUUCUGAUGAAGGCCAAAUGACCUUUGCAGUUCUUUGAGACUGGAGCCAGAGUGGGAGAGCGUGACCAGAACGGCUUCUCAGGAAACUCAAUGAGAUGACUCGCGUUGGCCUUGGGGCCUCGCGGUAGUGGAAGCUUUCUGUCUCCAUGGAACCAGCUUGAACCGCUGCUGUCGUCCGAUCACCCAAAAAGAUGACACUCAACUGAGAGAAUUUUGAUUUUUUCUGCACUAGACUUUGGAAACCUGAACCCGUUAGAGGGGCAGGACCCGCUGACCGAUAACUCUCUCUCUGCAAACCUGCCCAUCUGUCCUCCUGUCUGCAAACCCGUGUGCCUUUUUUGUAAAACGUUUUCACGUCUUUAAAUGCCUGUUGAAUACCCAGAGUUUAGUAUCAAUUUCUGCACAGAACAAAGUGUUUUGGAAAUUUCUGUACACUUUUUUCGAGUCUUUCUGAAAAGGAGAAAUCGUCUUCCUUUGUCCCCAGGCAAUCUCUUUCACCUUCUUGUCUUUCUUUUACAAGCUAGAGAGGAAGGAUCGUGUUCAACCCUGCUCCCUAGUCUCCCCUUCCCCUGCCCACCUUCCCCACCCUCCUCAUUCCCCAGGGCCCCCCUGCCUUCUCGCUUGGCCUGCUUGGAUGCCACAGAAUAAAAUUUAACAAGCUGGGGGUUGGGUGGGUGGGGAAGGGGCUCCUUCAUUUUCUGCAGGACCACGAUGGUCCACACUCCAUCCAGCGUCAGAAGGCCCCAUUGGCUGUGCGUGGUGUGCGUCCCAGCCCCUUUCCCAAAGAAAGUUGCACGCUCUUCCUUCCGUCCUCUCUCCCUCCCCUCCUUGCCCCUUUCUGUAGGUGGUUAGGUUUAGCUAGGCCAUCCUCCUCCUGCACUGUCCUCAGCUCUAACACCCUCAUUACUGUUUAUAACAGUGUAUUUAUUACUUAUGUAUAUAGUGUAAUGUUUUAUAAGUUAUUAAUUUAUAUAACUUAACAUUGCCCGCCAAUGGCGGUGUUCAAGAAAUUUGUGUAGAAAGCUCUACCUAAGAGCUGCACCUUUGUCACCUUUUCUAUGGCAUUCUGGAGAACCUGAACAUAGCUCAAGAGAGACAUACGGACCCCCAGCCCCCUCCUGCCCACCCCUAGGUGGCUUUCAUCAAGACAGAUUCUCUCCAUUUUGGGUCAGUCAUAGUUGAUAGCGGAACCCCUUUCAAACACUGGUGCUGGGAAAGAGGACUAGCCCCUGUGUCAGAGAUGAAAGGAUUUUAACCGGGCUCAAGAUUGGGGCGUAUGGGAUAUGUCAUCCCAUGUUGAUCUAAGUCACCCAUAAACCGUGUUCCAAAGGCAUUCCGGCUGCCGCAGUGGCUUCCGCCUCCAAAGCAACACUACGUACUACAAGCACAUGGGGUCCCUCUGACUAUAUCCAAACUACUGAAACGCUCGAGAAAGCCCUCAGCGCCACAUUGAGGGGUGCCAUGUUUUGGCCAACGAGAGGAGACGCCAAAACUGGCUGCUUUGCUGCAAUGUGAAUUUUGAUAGCAGAAUGUGAACAGAUGUCAUAAUUAUGCUAAUGUGAAGCUUCUUCCGACAAGCCGUGGGAGGUACAUCCCUGGUGUCUGUCUCCGUCUGUAAACUCUUUGGUCCAACCUUGUGACCCCAAUCAUUGGUAAAUGCUUGCACAGCUGUGCAUGACCAAUGGGUCUGUGUGUCUGUUCAGCACUGCGUUGUUCUAGGUGGAUGUUUUGUUUUCCAAAGUUUCUCAAAAUGUAUGUUAUGGUAUUAUUAUAAUUAUAAUUAUUAUAUAUUGUGUUCAGAUGCAUUCUUGAGAGAUUUUUAUAUGAAAUAAAUAAAUGAAAGCAUGACCUGA
Messenger RNA from Vombatus ursinus (common wombat), 4259 nucleotides. RefSeq names its product phosphodiesterase 4B (gene PDE4B). The record is from RefSeq and is a predicted model, not a curated record. Gene Ontology annotation, cellular component: nucleus; cytosol; perinuclear region of cytoplasm. Bases 146 to 2314 code for a protein of 722 amino acids. Gene Ontology annotation, biological process: signal transduction. The transcript is spliced from 15 exons. Gene Ontology annotation, molecular function: 3',5'-cyclic-AMP phosphodiesterase activity; transmembrane transporter binding. Lineage: Eukaryota; Metazoa; Chordata; Mammalia; Diprotodontia; Vombatidae.